AUGUUUGAGGCGAUAAACUCAGUAGAUAGCAAGGCCAUUAAGAAGUCUGAAGACCAUGAGAGGGCUAUGCUACUCAUGGAAUACAACAAGGCGCUCAAGGAUUUGAAUGUAGGUUCGUUUCUAAGAUAUAAGGUGAAGCAUGAUGUAAACCUUGGAUUAUACAAAAGAGCGUCAGGGUAUCUCAUAUCCAACUAUACAGCCAAAAAAGCUCUUGAAGAGGUUGAGCAGAAUAUAGAGAGGUACAAACUGUUAAACUAUAGGGAGUCACUAUUUAACAUGGCAAGAAGAAACAUUAUUGAGAGAAAUAACUUUGUACGGGCCAGAAAGCUCCUCAACAUUGCAAGAGAAAAGGGAUUUUUCUGUAAUGAACUGUAUGAGUUAGAAGAGUUAUUGACUACCGAGUGGUAUCCAAAGACAUAG
Encephalitozoon romaleae SJ-2008 is the source of this 420-nucleotide messenger RNA. RefSeq lists its product as hypothetical. The transcript has a single exon. NCBI's taxonomy places the organism in Eukaryota, Fungi, Microsporidia, Unikaryonidae. The record is from RefSeq and is a predicted model, not a curated record. Bases 1 to 420 code for a protein of 139 amino acids.